AUGAAAGUAUCAAAGCGGUUGAUACCGAGGAGAUCUCGUCUCCUCAUUAUGAUGAUGCUACUGGUUGUUUACCAGCUGGUGGUUUUGGUCCUAGGAUUGGAGAGCGUCUCUGAAGGAAAAUUAGCAAGCUUGCUUGACUUGGGCGAUUGGGAUCUAGCUAACUCCUCGCUAUCUAUAUCCGAUUUCAUAAAGCUGAAGCUCAAAGGCCAAAAGACUUAUCACAAAUUUGAUGAACAUGUCUUCGCCGCAAUGGCAAGAAUUCAAAGUAAUGAGAAUGGCAAGUUGGCGGAUUACGAGUCUACUUCAUCGAAGACUGACGUAACCAUUCAAAAUGUUGAACUUUGGAAGAGAUUGAGCGAAGAAGAAUACACUUACGAACCGCGGAUAACUUUGGCUGUGUAUCUGAGCUACAUUCAUCAGAGGACUUAUGACAGGUACGCGACUAGUUACGCUCCUUAUAACUUGCGGGUGCCUUUUUCGUGGGCUGACUGGAUAGAUCUGACGGCCCUAAAUCAAUACUUGGAUAAAACGAAAGGCUGCGAGGCAGUUUUCCCUAGAGAAAGUGAGGCAACUAUGAAGCUUAACAAUAUCACUGUUGUGGACUGGCUUGAGGGCCUUUGCAUAACUGAUAAAUCACUUCAAAAUUCCGUAAACUCCACAUAUGCGGAAGAGAUUAAUAGUCGGGACAUCUUGUCUCCUAACUUCCAUGUGUUUGGUUAUUCUGAUGCUAAAGAUAAUCCUCAGCAAAAAAUCUUUCAAUCUAAAUCUUAUAUCAACUCAAAGCUGCCGCUCCCAAAAAGUUUGAUAUUUUUAACAGAUGGAGGUAGUUACGCUUUGACAGUCGACCGAACUCAAAAUAAAAGAAUUCUAAAAUCUGGCCUGCUUUCACACUUUUUCUCAAAGAAAAAGAAGGAACACAAUCUGCCUCAAGACCAAAAAACUUUCACGUUUGACCCCGUAUACGAAUUCAAUAGACUGAAAUCUCAGGUCAAGCCCCGUCCAAUAUCUUCAGAACCUAGUAUUGAUUCUGCUUUGAAGGAAAAUGACUACAAGCUUAAACUGAAAGAGUCGUCGUUUAUUUUUAAUUACGGAAGGAUUCUUUCGAACUAUGAAGAGCGGCUUGAGAGUCUAAAUGACUUCGAGAAAUCGCACUACGAGUCCUUAGCUUAUUCCUCCUUGUUAGAGGCAAGAAAGUUGCCCAAGUAUUUUGGCGAAGUUAUAUUGAAGAACCCACAAGAUGGUGGAAUUCAUUAUGAUUACAGAUUCUUCAGCGGACUCAUUGAUAAAACUCAGAUAAAUCAUUUUGAGGAUGAGACUGAAAGAAAGAAAAUAAUCAUGCAUAGACUUCUUCGAACUUGGCAGUACUUCACGUAUCACAAUAACAUUAUCAAUUGGAUCUCGCACGGUUCUUUACUGUCAUGGUAUUGGGAUGGACUUUCUUUUCCAUGGGACAAUGACAUUGACGUACAAAUGCCCAUAAUGGAGCUGAAUAACUUCUGCAAACAGUUCAACAAUUCUCUGGUCGUGGAGGAUGUUUCUCAAGGGUUUGGCAGAUACUACGUUGAUUGCACGAGCUUCCUGGCCCAGAGAACGCGAGGUAAUGGUAACAACAACAUUGAUGCCCGUUUUAUUGAUGUGUCGUCUGGUCUCUUCAUUGACAUUACGGGUUUGGCUUUGACUGGAUCAACAAUGCCCAAAAGAUACUCCAAUAAGCUGAUAAAACAACCGAAAAAAUCUACCGACUCAACAGGAUCGACUCCUGAGAACGGACUCACUAGAAACUUGAGGCAAAAUUUGAAUGCACAAGUUUACAACUGUAGAAACGGUCAUUUUUACCAAUACUCGGAGCUAUCUCCUUUGAAGUUGUCGAUAGUAGAAGGUGCACUCACCCUAAUACCCAACGAUUUUGUUACUAUAUUGGAAACUGAGUACCAAAGGAGAGGUCUUGAAAAGAACACAUAUGCGAAGUAUCUCUACGUUCCAGAGCUUCGACUUUGGAUGUCAUACAAUGACAUCUAUGAUAUCUUGCAAGGUACUAAUAGUCAUGGCCGUCCUUUAUCUGCAAAGACAAUGGCGACUAUCUUUCCUCGGUUAAACUCUGACAUUAAUCUAAAAAAGUUUUUGCGCAAUGAUCAUACUUUUAAGAACAUUUAUUCUACUUUCAACGUGACACGAGUGCACGAGGAGGAACUGAAGCAUUUGAUAGUAAACUAUGACCAAAAUAAACGGAAGUCGGCUGAGUACAGGCAGUUCUUGGAAAACUUGCGGUUUAUGAAUCCAAUCAGAAAAGAUCUGGUGACUUACGAGAGUAGGUUGAAGGCUCUUGAUGGAUACAAUGAGGUCGAAGAAUUAGAAAAGAAGCAAGAGAAUAGGGAAAAAGAAAGAAAGGAGAAGAAGGAAAAGGAGGAAAAAGAGAAGAAGGAAAAGGAGGAAAAAGAGAAGAAGGAAAAGGAAGAAAAGGAAAAGAAGGAAAAGGAAGAAAAGGAGAGGAAAGAGAAGGAAGAAAAGGAAGAAUAUGAAGAAGACGAUAAUGAGGGCGAACAACCAACAGAACAAAAGAGCCAGCAGGAGGCUAAAGAAUAG
Molecule: messenger RNA, 2583 nt
Organism: Komagataella phaffii GS115
Lineage: Eukaryota; Fungi; Ascomycota; Pichiomycetes; Pichiales; Pichiaceae
Product: Putative positive regulator of mannosylphosphate transferase (Mnn6p)
Exons: 1
Coding region: 1-2583 (860 amino acids)
Source: RefSeq, a predicted model, not a curated record